Messenger RNA from Nomascus leucogenys (northern white-cheeked gibbon), 2001 nucleotides. It is a transcript of the gene LRRC43, whose product is annotated as leucine rich repeat containing 43. Gene Ontology annotation, molecular function: protein binding. Lineage: Eukaryota; Metazoa; Chordata; Mammalia; Primates; Hylobatidae. The record is from RefSeq and is a predicted model, not a curated record.
GGGCAACGCGGCGCCGGCCAUGGAGGCUUCCUGUGAGUCCGAGUCCGAGUCUGAGGCCGGGCCUGGGACUCAGCGGCCCGGGACCGGGACCGUGAGCGCGGCCGUGCGCGAGCACUUGCGGAAGCUGUGUCUGCGCGAGUUCCCGUGCGGCGCCGGCAGCUGGAAUAAGUCGCGCUUUCUUCCUCAAACUUGGCGAACAUGGAGGGAGCUUGUCCCCAGAGAGGAGGACGUGGUGAGCCCCAGGGAGGAGACGGUGGAGGCCCUGCUGGGCCUGGUCCGCAGCCGCCACUCCCCCUGGGCUCUGCUGAACGAUUCGAAUGCGGAAGACAGUUUCCUGAGAGAACUGGCCAUCCGGAACCCGCUGACGAUCACAGACACCUUCUUCUACUCCUACUUCCGGUCCCUGCGGGUGGUGGACAAGGCGGUCACCCUGGUGGAUAAAGACCUCUUGAAAUUUCUAAAGCUGGAGGAGUUGGUACUGAGCGCCAAUCGAAUCAAGGAGGUGGAUGCCACCAAUCUGCCCCCCACACUCAAGGUGCUGGAGCUCUAUGGCAAUGAGAUCAGCAGCAUGGAGUGUCUGUGCGCCCGCCCGCCCGCCGGCCUGCAGCAUUUGGGGUUAGGCCACAACCAACUUCUAGGCCCCUUGGAAAGUCUCUACGUCACCGCUAAUCACUGGCCCAACCUCGUAUCCCUGGACCUGGGCUUCAACGACCUGACAGACCUGCAGAGCAUGGUCGCCAGCCUGAGGACCCUCCGGCACCUGCGACUCCUGGUGCUGCAGGGAAACCCACUGGCCUUGGUGCCCUACUACCGCGGCCUCGCCAUCGACAGCCUGGCCCAGCUCUGCGUGCUGGAUGACAUCACCGUGUCUCCCAACGAGAAGCAUCUCUUCCGGGGGCUCAGCCUCAAUGGCGAUCUCUUGGCACAGGAGGCACAGUUUGUGGUGACCAUCGGAAACAUCAGAGGAGUCCUGGACACCUCUGUCUUCGACCCAGAACCCGGGCCCGAAGGCCCUUUCAUCACUUACAGCUAUUACGUGACCUACGAUUUUGUGAAAGACGAAGAAGGCGAAGCGAAUGAGUCCGCAGGCGCGCUGGCCGAGAUCGUCAAGCCCUCUCCUAGCUUAGAAUUAUUAGUUGAGGAAUCUCCUGAAGAGGUCGUCGAAGACGUCAUCGAAGACAUUGUUGAAGAGGUCGAAGGGUCUCUGGAGUCUGAGGUGGAGGAGUCAGGAGAGUCAGAGCUGUCUGUCAUCUCGGGGCCUUCGACCGUCUCGCAGACGCCGAGGGCCUCUGCAGAAGAGCUGGCCAAGUUGCGGCUGCGUAUAGAUCCCCGGCUCUGCCCGUCCCCAGGGACUGUCCUCUUCAGCACCGCCCACAAGCCCUGGGCUGAGGUCAUCCCCUGCAGCUACAAGAUGCAGCACUCUCUCAGGGACCUGGUGCCACUGAAGGCCUUCCUGCUGGCGGGGACCACUGUGACUAUCGUGGAGGAGAAGAUUCUCUCCUGGCCUGUGGUGCUACCGGCUGUUGACAGUCCCCUGUCUGCCAAGAAAGGAAAGGGGGAGAAAGACAAGAAAGGGAAGGAGAAAGACAGGACAGGGAAAGGAGAGAAAGAGCCGGCCAAGGAGUGGAAGGUGCUGAAGAAGAAGAAAGAGCCGCCCAAGGAGCUCCGGCAGGACCCCCCCAUCCUCCAGGUGCUGGGCCGGGGCCUGGUGAUCCUGGAGCCCCUGCUCGCCGGGGAGCCCCUGGUGUCCACCGUGUGCAACUUCGGCGUACUCCGCACCUUGACCUCGGACAGGCUGACGUUGGCCAGGGAUUCAAAGAAGAUUAAGAAAGUUGCCAAAAAAGAAAAGCCGAAAGCCGUGAUUCCGAUCUACGAAGGCGAUUACCACCCCGAGCCCCUGACCGUAGAGGUGCAGAUCCAGCUGAACCAGUGCCGCUCGGCGGAGGAGGCUCUGCGCAUGUUCGCCGUGUAGGGCGUGGGCAGUAAAGGCUGUUCCCAGCA